Messenger RNA from Emericellopsis atlantica, 3162 nucleotides. RefSeq lists its product as uncharacterized. NCBI's taxonomy places the organism in Eukaryota, Fungi, Ascomycota, Sordariomycetes, Hypocreales, Bionectriaceae. The record is from RefSeq and is a predicted model, not a curated record. Gene Ontology annotation, molecular function: oxidoreductase activity; molybdenum ion binding. The transcript is spliced from 3 exons. The coding region runs from base 1 to 3162 and encodes 1053 amino acids.
AUGCCUCACAACGUACCGUGGACUGUUACGGUCCAGCCGCACCCUGGUUCCUCGACGCAGGAUAUUGCAAAUGAACCCGAGUGGGGUUUUGGGCAUGAGCAUCGUAUUGGUUUCAAAAAUCGGAGCAACCGGCUGCCUGGUAUUACACACAAGGAGGAUCGACACCGUGAAGAUGUUGUUGAAGAGAAAAAGGAGCAGGCUCAGCUGCAGAACGAGGCCAAGGAAGGCAAGCUGCUCAAUUUUAGAGAAUUGAUUCAGCAUCAAAAGGACUUCCACUUGAGGUGCCCUGAGAACAGGUCUCUUGGUUGGCGUUAUGUUCUGAACACCACAGAAGACUGGGUUAAGAAUGAACAGGAAUGGCCAGCGAAUCAGAAAAGUCAGCGGCGUGGGAAGCAAACGAAGGCAACGCAGGUGGAUGAUGUCGCCGGUGGCGAGCAACAGGAGCACGAGUGGAAGAAGUCCGGCAAUGGUGACCAUGACAAGCAUAAUGAUGCGUACACCACGGGCGACGUCGCUGAGGACAAUCCCAUAAAGGAUAAGUACACGCCACAGGAACGAGCCCUGUUACGAGCAUUGGAGCAUGAACGCGAGUAUGUGCAACAUCUGAGCGAAAACGAUGGUCAAGGCAGAUCCCCUCAGACGCGGAACCGGCGAGAUCUAUCAAUCGAUGAACAAGAUCAGUUUACACCUGACAAUUGGCUACCGCGUAGCCCUGACCUGAUACGCCUGACAGGAAAACAUCCACUAAACGCAGAAGCACAUCUCAGCCAUCUAUAUGAUGCUGGGCUCAUCACGCCGAAUGAACUUCAUUACGUUCGCAACCACGGGGCUGUCCCUCGAAUUCUGUGGGAAUUUCAUCAGCUCGAUGUCGAGUUCAACGGCGAAACGACAUCGUUCAGCAUGCCACAGCUUCAGGAGUUUGAUUCGAUCAAUAUCCCCAUUGCACUGGCUUGUGAUGGGAAUCGGCGCAAAGAGCUUAAUAUGAUCAAGAAAAGCAAAGGUUUUGGCUGGGGUCCUGGCGGCGUCAGUUGUGCUUACUGGAAAGGCGCCUUACUUCGAGACGUCUUGUUAGCUACCGGGAUCCCGGAGACGUUGCCUGAUCAAGGCCAAAAGAGGCGAUACUGGGUGAAUUUUGAAGGUGCCGACGAACCGAGCGAGGGGAAGUAUUCGACGUGCAUCCCCUUUCAGUAUGCCAUGAACUCUUCCAACGAUGUCAUACUGGCCUAUGAGAUGAACGACGUGCCGCUGCCUCCGGAUCACGGAUACCCAUUGCGGUUGAUGAUACCGGGGUACGUUGGUGGCCGCUGUGUAAAGUGGCUACGACGAAUUUGGAUCAGCGACAAGGAGAAUGAUUCUUACUACCACACAUGGGACAAUCGGGUAGUCCCGUCCUUUGUAACGGAGAAGGAUGGGCCAUUCGCGGAGUCCCUGUUCAGACAUCCUGACACAGCCUGCAAUGAGCAGAACCUUAACUCGGUGGUCGUCAAGCCAGCUCAUGGUGAGAGGAUAUUGCUGUCAUCGGCCCGGAAAGGGGAGAACUACCGCAUUCAGGGAUACGCGUAUGACGGUGGCGGCCAUGAAGUACAACGGGUCGAAGUGUCACUCGACGACGGCAAGACGUGGCUGUACUGCCUUCGCAGAUUCCCCGACUCGCCGAUUCGACAUGGCAACAAGUAUUGGACUUGGCUUCACUGGCAUGUGGACGUAGAGAUAUCACAUCUCUUGCGCGCUCACAGUAUCACUGUCCGGUGCUUCAAUGUUUUCAAGAAUACCCAGCCACGGGAGCCCAGUUGGAACGUCAUGGGCAUGAUGAACAAUUGCUGGUACGUGGUCAAGCCAGAAAUUGUUGAUGACAAGGAUUCGAAAGAAGCAACUCUCGUGUUCUGGCAUCCCACAGAAGUCGGGAGUGGCGAAGGGGGGUGGAUGAAGCCUAGUGUCGAGAACCAGAUCGCCGAAGCCAAGCAGCAAGCCGGCACACCGCAGAAGCAAUUUACGCGCGAAGAAAUUGAGAAGCACGACAGUAAAGAUGACUGCUGGAUUGUGGUUGAUGGAAAAGUCUACGACGCCACCAGCGUUCUCGAGUGGCAUCCUGGAGGAGCAGCCGCCAUUCUUGGCCACGCCGGGCAAGUCCAUCAGGAAACGAGUGACGAAUUUGCAGGCAUACACGACGACUACGCCUACCAGAAGCUGAAAGAAUGUGCUCUAGGCACUGUGACGGACAAGGCUGCAAAUUUCAUCAAGCAAAAUGCUGAACAAGCGGCCAAGAGAGCUGCAGACUCCGAAGACGCGCAGUCGAAGGUCGUCCUGGAGAAACAUCGCUGGCAUCCGGUCAAGAUGAUUGCCAGGCGAGAUGUGUCCAAGGAUACUCGUACGUACAGGUUUCAGCUGCCCGACAACAACAAGGUGCUUGGAUUAGGGACAUGUCAGCACGUUGAGAUUGGUUUCCACCUUGAGGAUCGCAUGCUGAUCCGCAGUUACACGCCCACAAAGCCCCUGCUUCCUCUGCAAAGGGCUGACGAGAGCGACAAGACGUGGCGUGCCAGCGGAAGCCCUGGAGACGACACUGAGCAAUCUUUGGCUGAUGGGGAGGGGAUGUUCGACCUGACAAUCAAGACCUACUUCCCCGACCAGAAUCAGCCAGGGGGCGCCAUGUCCAACAUACUGGACUGUAUCCCGAUAGGCGAGGAAGUGGAAAUCAAGGGUCCUACUGGAGAGAUUGAGUAUCAUGGCAAUGGUGAAUUCACCAUUGAGGGCCAACGGAGGCACUUUGCUCGAGUCUCGCUCGUACUAGGGGGCUCCGGUAUCACUCCCGGAUACUCGCUCAUUGCACGCAUCCUGUUGACACAGGAGGACAAAACGCAGCUCCGAGUAGUAGAUGCCAACAAAACAGAGAGCGAUAUACUAUUGCGCGACGAGCUUGCACAAUUCGAACGAGACUCGCAAGGGCAACUCAAGAUCACACACGUGCUGAGCCAUCCGAGCGAUACUUGGCAGGGCGAGAAAGGCCAUGUCAACGAGGAGAUACUGCAGCGCUGUCUGUUUGCCCCUGACAAGAGCAAUGUUGCCUUUCUGUGUGGACCCUCUGGGCUAAUCCAGAAGGCUGCCCUUCCAGCACUGAGAUCGUGGGGAUAUGUUGAGGACGACAAUAUGUUCGGCUUUUAG